Molecule: messenger RNA, 1851 nt
Organism: Amyelois transitella
Lineage: Eukaryota; Metazoa; Arthropoda; Insecta; Lepidoptera; Pyralidae
Gene: Jupiter
Product: microtubule-associated protein Jupiter
Exons: 5
Coding region: 102-701 (199 amino acids)
Source: RefSeq, a predicted model, not a curated record
CUGUCGCGUUCACAUCGGCCCCAUCCCGACACUUACCGUGUACCGGUCGCGCAGUGCUCAUCUCGAGUGUUAACCUCCGUGUUUGAAAAAAGAAUCCAGCGAUGGCAACCUACGCCCAGUUCAAACAUGUAGAGCUGUACAAGAUCGGCCACGGGAAGAAUAGGGUCCCCAACGCGCCCAAGAGUUGCAUCGCGGAGAUCUUCAGCGCGGACACCACCGACAGCAGCCCAGUGAAGAAUGGCAACGUGCGCCCGCGCGUCGUGCGCGACACCCCCACCCGUCCCAGGGAUACCCACUCCAGACUCUUCGGCCAGGCUGUACAUACUUCCGUAGCACCACCGCUGAUCACGGACACCAUCAGAAGUAACAUCCAGUUCGGCGAUUCGCAGAUAAAUGGCGGGAGUCCCUCUCAGUCGCCGUCGAAGAUGACGAAUGGCAGCGCCUCUUCGACGCCCAGUCGAGGUGAGACGACCGACGGGGAAAACUCAUCGUACACCCCGCCGAAGAGGAACCCAGUGACCGGCGACGGAAUACAUGUGCCGCCGCCGCGACGUCGCCACCCGGCGGCCAGCCUGCGAGAAGGCAACCCUAUAACCGGUGAUGGUUACAAGUCAAUGAACGGCCAGAUCAACACAGUAACAUCAGUGAACGCUAGCUGCCAACGCGUACCACCCGGAGGCUUCUCAUUUGGACUUUGGUAGACCAUCACCACGACUUCCCACCAUUUAAAAGCAAAAAACGGCGAAACACCAUCCUGACCAUCGCCGCACAAAAUUCGGAAAACCGUGCAAUUACUCGUUAAAUGUACAGCAGAGUGUUACGGCCAAACACGUGUCAAUAAAAAUGAAAAUCUUUAUAUACCGCCCACCAUGAGCAUCUCACUUACAUAGGACUCGAAUCUGUGUGAGUAAGACCCUAAUAAAAUAAAGUAGCGAUAUGAUGUGGAAUCUCAUUUAUAUUGACACGUAAUAAAAAUAUGCAUUUAUUUCAACCAUUUUCAUUAACUAAAUCCAAGUAGAAUCACAGUAACGCACGAUUUGAUAACGUCCAAUAAAAUUGAAGGGUAUAUGUUGUUUAUAAAUCCUUAGCCUAUCCCAGUUAACAGUUUCGAAUAAUUUAGAAUAGAUCAUAGAUAUUUUUGUAAUAGUAAUAUUUCUAAUAGAGUAAGAAGGUUCGUCGGAUCUUUGAUUUGUAAUAAGGUAUGGGUUGUGCAUAAGUGUAUUGACAUCGCCCAGGCUUUAUCUCAAAGACCUGUUUAUAUUAAGAACUCGAAAUUGUACUCUUUCACACUUAACGAUUAUGUUAACGCAUUGAUAUUGAGAAUUAGGAGUGAGGAACGUAUCAGCAAUAUACCAAAAUGAUAGUGCCUUGAACGGUAUGUGAAGAAAUAGGAAUCCAUGUUUGGAGUAGGCAAUCGUAAGAGAGUGAUUAUAUUGUCUAUAUAUCUCACAGUAUAGAAAUAGUAAUCAUGCGGCACUUGGGCUAAUUGAUACAAUUAAAUUAACAAUUGAAUUAAUAUUCUAAUAAUAUAUUUAAGUCUUUUAAUCUCGUUUGUUGAAUUUCAUUAUCGUAUUUUAAAUAGAUGGUUUAUAGAAAUGCAUUUAUUUUAUCAUUUUAUACAAGUUUAUUUUAUUUUUUGUUUAUUUUCUACUCGUUUAGAAAUUAAUGUAAAAAUGUGGAUUUGAAAUUUGGUAGAUUAUCUGUUAACAUGGAUGAAUGGACCAUUGUUUUAGAGUAUGCAUAAAUGGUGAUGAAUCUGUGUUGAUUAUCCUUCGUAUAGAUACUGUAGGCAUAUCAUCUUUGUAAAAACGUUUUAAUCUUCUAACAAGAAUCGCAUAAUCACUGGCCUAA